Molecule: messenger RNA, 381 nt
Organism: Condylura cristata (star-nosed mole)
Lineage: Eukaryota; Metazoa; Chordata; Mammalia; Eulipotyphla; Talpidae
Product: histone H2B type 1-like
Exons: 1
Coding region: 1-381 (126 amino acids)
Cellular component (GO): nucleosome
Molecular function (GO): structural constituent of chromatin; protein heterodimerization activity; DNA binding
Source: RefSeq, a predicted model, not a curated record
AUGCCUGAGCCGGCCAAGUCUGCGCGCGCCCUGAAGAAGGGCUUGAAGAAGGCGGUGACCAAGGCGCAAAAGAAGGACAGCAAGAAGCGCAAGCACAGCAGCAAGGAGAGCUACUCAGUGUACGUGUACAAGGUGCUGAAUCAGGUGCACCCCAACACUGGCAUCUCGUCCAAGGCCACAGGCAUCAUGAACUUGUUCGUCAACAACAUCUUUGAGUGCAUUUCGGGUGAGGCGUCGCGCCUGGCGCACUACAACAAGCACUCGACCAUCACGUCGCGGGAGAUCCAGACGGCCAUGAGCCUGCUGCUGCCCAGAGAGCUGGCCAAGCACGCUGUGUCCGAGGACACCACAGCGGUCACCAAGUACACCAGCUCCAAGUGA